Molecule: messenger RNA, 1412 nt
Organism: Aspergillus pseudotamarii
Lineage: Eukaryota; Fungi; Ascomycota; Eurotiomycetes; Eurotiales; Aspergillaceae
Exons: 1
Coding region: 94-1242 (382 amino acids)
Biological process (GO): phosphatidic acid biosynthetic process
Cellular component (GO): endoplasmic reticulum membrane
Molecular function (GO): ATP-dependent diacylglycerol kinase activity
Source: RefSeq, a predicted model, not a curated record
UUUGCCUGCAAUCAUCCCUUCCAAACUCAGCGACCAUUCUCUGGGUUAAUUCAAUCUCCGAUUCUUCCGCCGUUUGCCCUACGAGCGGACAAUAUGUCUUCCCAUGAUGCGAUCCCGGAGACUCCUCGAGUCACUUCGCCUUCGCCUACUCCUUCAGAAAGCAGGUCGCGAUCCAGGGACGGAUAUUCUGCCCCCACAACUCGCUCUGCAGCGCGACGACAGCGACUAGUAGAUGUAUCGGAGGAAAGCAAUAAUGAGCGGGAGUCGGGAUCAGGGCGCUCGCGAACUCGUUCUGGAAGUCCGACUGGUCCCUCAGGAUCAACUAGACAAAGGAAGCGGAAAUCCAACCCGAUGCAGCCUGCAAAAAGCCCUGAACCACAGACAAACGGCGGAGCGAAAACCAAUGGUUUCUUAUCGCCGCUUGCGAAGGCUGACGGCAUCGCGCAUAGUAUCUCCCGAUCCCCCUCCCCUAUGGGGCUUAUUCCUCUUCAUACACGCUAUCGCAACUUUAUCCAUCGGCACGAAAUACCGCGCAAGGUCCUCCACGUGUCAAUCGGCUUCUUCACUCUUCAUUUGUACAGCCGUGGUAUUCAAACAACCCAAAUCACUCCUUGGUUGUUCGGGGCCCUAGUACCAAUAGCAGCAGUGGACUUUGUUCGUCACCGCUCAGAGACAAUCAAUAAGCUUUACAUUCGCUGCGUCGGAGCGCUCAUGCGGGAAACCGAAGUGAAAGGGUACAAUGGUGUGAUCUGGUAUUUGCUCGGCGCAUACGCGGUCUUGCGCUUUUUCCCCAAGGAUGUAGGAGUCAUGGGCGUACUGCUCCUAAGUUGGUGCGACACCGCAGCUUCCACCUUCGGUCGUCUCUACGGCCGACACACGUUCCAGCUGCGCAAAGGGAAGAGCUUUGCUGGAACUUUGAGCGCGUGGCUCGUUGGAGUAGUUACUGCCGCUGCCUUCUGGGGCCUCUUCGUACCCAACGUCGGUCCUUUCCCCACCGACCCAGAAGACGCAUUCAUGUUCACCGGCCGUCUCAACCUCAUCCCAGACACAGUCAAAAAUCUUAUCGGCUGGACAACGGACACUGUUAUCUCGGGCCCUCUGGCGCUCGGAGUUAUGAGCGUUGUCUCCGGCCUGGUAGCAGCUGGCAGCGAGUUCGUGGACCUUUUCGGCUGGGAUGAUAAUUUCACCAUUCCCAUCUUGAGUGGAAUAGGUUUAUGGGGCUUUUUAAAGGUCUUUGGUUGAAUAUUUGAAGAAUACCAUCUCCGGCGUUUGUCUUGGUUUCUCUUUCUUUUCUACAUUUCAUACCUUAUCUUGUAUCAACUAGGGAUCUAGAAUCCGAUGGACAGCGAAACGGUGAUACCUUUUUUGUUUCGCACUGCGAAUCCUUCUUUUGAACGAGUCCAUUUGUCUAU